CGCAACGCGAAGCCUCUCCUGGUCUCGUCAGUCGUCACUCAACUUCCUUCACCCUUGCUCCAGCAGGCCGUCUUCGGGCACCCGCACAGCGACGGCCGUUCAGCAUGGUGGCAGCGUCCGUGGCCGAGCGGGCCUACGAGGUGGCGACGCGGUCCGCGCUGGUGGCGCUGGAGCGCAACCUCAUCCCGGACGCCGUGACCCGGCGGCUUACGCGGCUCCUGCUCGCGCAGCGCCUCCGCCGGGGCUACCUCCCCUCCGCGCCGCUCCAGCUGCAGCAGCUCCUCCAGUUCGUCCGCUCCCUUGAAGAGAUGCCCAUUGCCAUUGAAACAGACAAAGCUAAAGCCCAACAUUAUGAGUUGCCAACUGCAUUUUUCAAGUUAGUGCUUGGAAGGAAUCUCAAAUACAGUUCCUGCUACUUCCCUGAUGAUUCAAGCACCCUAGAAGAUGCUGAGGUUGCAAUGAUGGAUCUGUAUUGUGAGAGGUCAAAACUACAAGAUGGCCAAAGCAUCCUAGAUGUUGGAUGUGGAUGGGGAUCCCUUUCACUGUACAUUGCAAAGAAAUAUAGGAGCUGCAGUGUAACAGGGAUAUGCAACUCUACUACACAAAAGGCUUUUAUAGAAGAGCAAUGUAGGGAAAAUGAGUUGUCAAAUGUUGAGAUAAUUGUAGCAGACAUCAGCAAGUUUGAGAUGGAGCGCUCUUUUGACAGGAUCAUAUCUAUAGAGAUGUUUGAGCACAUGAAAAACUACAAGUCGCUUCUUAAGAAGAUAUCCAGGUGGAUGAAAGAGGACGGCCUACUAUUUGUUCACUUCUUCUGCCACAAAACAUUUCCAUAUCAUUUUGAGGAUAAAAAUGAUGAUGAUUGGAUCACGAGGUAUUUCUUCAGUGGAGGAACAAUGCCAUCUGCAAACCUACUUCUCUACUUUCAGGAAGAUGUAUCUGUUCUCAAUCAUUGGCUUGUCAGUGGCACGCAUUAUGCGAGAACUAGCGAGGAGUGGUUAAAACGUAUGAACAAGAGUAUCACUUCAAUAAGGUCGAUCUUCGAGAAAACUUAUGGGAAGGAAUCAACUACCAAAUGGAUAGCUUAUUGGCGGACGUUCUUCAUCUCGGUAGCUGAACUUUUUGGAUACAACAAUGGAGAUGAAUGGAUGGUUGCACAUUACUUGUUCCAAAAGAAGUAGAGGUUACUGCUAGCAGUAUAGCAUAGGACCACUUGGAAGCACCCAUUCAGAAGUCAAUAUGUUUUGAGUAAUUUCGUCAAGUGCCUCGAUGAACAACUGUAUCCCAUACCAAUAAGAUACUUCGUAGUGGUUUCAAAAAUAAAAUCUGGAAUCACGUUGUGAAAUUUCAUCC
Sorghum bicolor (sorghum) is the source of this 1350-nucleotide messenger RNA. Its product is annotated as (S)-coclaurine N-methyltransferase. The transcript has 8 exons. Lineage: Eukaryota; Viridiplantae; Streptophyta; Magnoliopsida; Poales; Poaceae. Bases 105 to 1178 code for a protein of 357 amino acids. The record is from RefSeq and is a predicted model, not a curated record.